UCUAGCUUCGCUGGCAGCAUGUGUGUUUUCCAUGUUCAAGAUGUAUGGAAAAUGGGACCAGAACCCAGUCACCAUCGUUUACGGGUCUGAUCUGAUGCCGAUCUCGACGAUUCCGUUUCCGGCCAUCACAAUCUGCCCCCUUUCAAAGUCACGUGAAGGCAUGCUCAACCUGACUUGGGCGUUGGAUACGAUGAAUCAUAACUACACGAUGUUGGAUGACGUUAGCGAGAAGAGUUUACGCGCCAUUGCGCACGUUUGUCCAUUUCAAAAGCACUGGAAGAAAUUCCCUCCGUCGUCAGGGAAUGAAAAUAUUAUUGAACGGCUGCGUACGAUGGCACGUCCUCUCGAGGAUGUGAUGAUAAAAUGCUGGUGGCGAACUAGGGACACCCCGUGCAAAACCAUUAUGAUAGAGCGCUUGCUGGAUGACGGGAUUUGUUACACAUUCAAUUCACUUGCGUUGGACGAAAUCUACAAGAAGGAUCAGAUAUCACCAGAUUUUCUGAACUUCUCAAAUGUAGUACAUGUUUCCGACUGGACACGUGAGGGUGGGUAUCGACCAGGAGCAGGAUUCAAUGCGUACCCCCAUCGGCCUUUAUCAAAUGGUCAAAUUUCUGGAAUUGUAUUUGCAGCAGCCAUUCGACAAGAGGAUCAGGAACCAUUUUGCUCGGGAACGCACACUGGUUUCAAAUUCGCUGUCCACGCUCCCGACGAAGUUCCUCUAACAGAAGAACGUUUUUAUCGCUGGAAUAAUAUGAGUGCAGCUGUCGUGACUAUCAGCCCGGAAGUGAUCGAUGUAUCAGAAAAGCUGAAAUCCGUUGACCCAUUCAAAAGGAACUGUUUUUUCGUCGACGAACGGCCUCUUCAAUUCUUUCACCUGUACAAUCAGAUGAAUUGUGCUUUUGAGUGUAUCGCUAACCAUACCCUGGUGGGCUUGACCAAUGUUCCGAUCAACUACUUUCCUAUCAAGAUGAAUUUCAUGCGUGAUAAGUAG
Armigeres subalbatus is the source of this 991-nucleotide messenger RNA. RefSeq names its product pickpocket protein 28-like. Lineage: Eukaryota; Metazoa; Arthropoda; Insecta; Diptera; Culicidae. Gene Ontology annotation, cellular component: plasma membrane. Gene Ontology annotation, biological process: sodium ion transmembrane transport. The record is from RefSeq and is a predicted model, not a curated record. The transcript is spliced from 3 exons. Bases 32 to 991 code for a protein of 319 amino acids. Gene Ontology annotation, molecular function: ligand-gated sodium channel activity.